This is a messenger RNA of Lathyrus sativus (Indian pea), 1182 nucleotides long. NCBI's taxonomy places the organism in Eukaryota, Viridiplantae, Streptophyta, Magnoliopsida, Fabales, Fabaceae. The record is from the annotation of a GenBank genome assembly.
AUGUCCUUCUCACACCCGCCGCGAACGCUUCCAUCUUACCGCCGACGAUCCCUUUCGUCAACGCACCUCAACACCGCCGCUAACUCUCCCCCCUUCAUGUCGCCGGAAUCCACCCCGUUCCAUCUCCGGCAUGUCCUCGUUGCAGCGCUGUUUUUCUUCGUCGUUUCUCUAUCCUGCAUACUCCUCUUCAGAGACGCCGGUUACUCUCACUUCGUUUCUGCUUAUUCGCUCCCUCGUUUUUUAACCGUUUUCCCCUCGCCUUCCAAUAAUUCCGCUGCGGCUAGGAAUGAAUAUCCACUUGAAAGGAUUUUGAAGGAGGCUGCCAUGGAAGACAAAACUGUUAUAUUGACCACAUUAAAUGAAGCAUGGGCAGCACCAAAUUCAGUCAUUGAUCUUUUUCUGGAGAGCUUUAGAAUUGGAGUUCAUACUCGUAGGCUUUUGAAUCAUUUGAUAAUUAUUGCACUGGACCAGAAGGCAUUUCUACGCUGUCAGGCUAUACAUACAUAUUGCUUUUUGCUUGUUAGUGAAGGUGAUGAUUUUCAUGAAGAGGCAUACUUUAUGACUCCUCGCUAUUUGAAGAUGAUGUGGAGAAGAAUUGAUUUCCUGCGUUCAGUUCUUGAGCUGGGAUACAAUUUUGUGUUUACGGAUGCUGAUAUCAUGUGGUUUAGGGAUCCAUUUCCCCGGUUUCACCACGACGCAGAUUUCCAGAUAGCAUGUGAUCAUUUCACAGGUGACUUUGACGAUAUAUAUAACAGGCCCAAUGGAGGGUUCAACUUUGUGAAGUCCAAUAAUAGGUCAAUAGAGUUUUACAAAUUCUGGUUCUCCUCACAAGAAACCUAUCCUGGAUACCACGAUCAGGAUGUCCUCAAUUUCAUCAAGGUUGACCCUUUCAUUGAUGAUAUCGAACUGAAUAUGAAAUUCUUGGAUACAGCUUAUUUUGGUGGGCUCUGUGAACCAAGUAAAGAUCUAAAUCAAGUUUGUACCAUGCAUGCAAACUGUUGUUAUGGUAUGGAUAGUAAGGUUCACGAUCUGAGAAUUAUGCUCCAGGAUUGGAGACAUUAUUUGACUUUGCCUCCAAGUUUGAAGAGGUUGUCAGUUAUAUCCUGGAGGGUUCCUCAGAAAUGCAGCCUUGAUUCCCUCGAGCCCAAUGGUUCAGCAGAGAAGAGUGCUGAAGAAGAUUAA